AUGGAUGAAAAAAAAUUACCCAGCCUCAAAGGAUACAUCUGUCUAGUAACGGGUGCCACUCGAGGCAUCGGCCGCGGCAUCGCACUUAUUCUGGGCGAGUGCGGUGCAACCGUGUAUAUUACUGGCCGUACCUUAAAACCCAAAGACGGCGAUGUAGGCGGAAGUCUGGAGGAAACAGCUGCAGAGAUCACAUCUCGUGGUGGGGUAUGUUUGUCCCCUCAGCUUUAUGACCGGAUUCGUAUUCUUUUGUUUCCCUGCGGCAUCUUCAUAUCCGUUCCGGUGAAGAAUAAGUAUGGUGAGCACGGCUUGGCAAUUAACUUAUAUGCUCAUCUACGGGGUUUCUCAAAACGCUUGCCACAAAAUUAAUAACAAAGUCAUUUUAAUUAAUCAAGUUAUAACUUGAUUAAUUAAAAUGACCUUGUUAGUAAUUUUAUGGCAAGCGUUUUGAGAAACCCCGUAGAUGACUACGGACAUUUUCGUGCGUCACAUUAUAUUAAUUUGAAUGCCAGAAUGAUGCGACUUAUUGCUUUUUCAAUAGAGUCCCUUUUUUGUGUGCUUUGUCGGGCUGCUUCUGUCUAAUGAUUGUUUGCAUAACUAAACGCGACCAAUGGUUACUUCACUACAUACUGGUCCGCAACAUGAGCAUAAGAUAUCUGCAGGUGUUACUUUAUCUGGACAUUUCGCCUUAUAAGUUCCACGUAAACUAACCCUUUUAAACAAGAUCCAUGUUGAGAAUACUUGGUUCCGACUUUGCCUCGAUAGCACUCACACUGUUAAAAAAAGGGAUAGCUGUAUUGGCUUAGAUUGUACAGUGAAACUCAUAAAGCUUAGACCGAAGUUUCCGUAAAAGCGGCACUAACCAAUAACAGUAUUUUAAUUGUUGAUCAUUUGAGAAUACUUUACGUUGAUUAAGGCGCAUAUAUAGUUAACGGCUUAUCGAGUUAAAAUUUCAUGCUCCUUUGCGUAUCCGCUUGAAGUCACACUCGGUCAAGCCAGCUUCAUUAAAUAUAAUUUGGUGGGUUCUACUAACUUUUCUCCAGCCAAUCGGACGGACUGCUCACGCUUUUAAAAUCAUGUUGAGUUCCUUUUUUAGCUGACCGUUUAUUGCUUGCUCCCGCUAAACUGGUGAAGUUAGACUAAGUGAAAGACGUUGGCGCCCCGUGAUCCAUAACAUCUAAUAAUUCAGCUGCCCUUGUGAAUCGGCUGUAGACUUCCUCAACCUGUUGUCAUCUUAAAUGUGGUCGGAUCCCCGAGACGUUCUACAUUUUCGUAAAAAAUCCAAAAUACCCAGCCGGUAGACAGAGUUAAUCGGAUAAAUACUCGUUGUCGCCUGUGCUCCUAGUACUCAGCACAUCGCAGUGCGUGCGGCUACACUCAGCAACCUGACCGGCGGCAAUGGUCGGAACGGUUAAAAUCCGUCUGUCUGACGGCAGUUUGGAUUGCCAAUAGAAGCAAAGAGUCGAGUCCCAAUAACUAGUUUUGAAGAAGGAGACACGAUCGCCGGGACAAGAACUUUUUUGGCCUGACGUUCCGGAUUCCUGCUCAAACCUAUCCUCAGAGACAAAAACAGAUACGGACAGAGAUACCCAUAUCUGCUUUUUGUUUCUGAUGGAGGGUUCGAGCAGGAAUCCGGAAAGUCAGGUUAAUAAAGCUCUUGUUCUAGCAAUCGUGUCUCCUUCUUCAAGGCAGUUUGGAUGUUAGAUAUUUGAGGCAGUCAACGUUCUUUAUCCGACAGUUAUUUAAAAUUGCCAAAAUGGUACUUCGAAGACAUGUUGGUUCUAUAAAAUAAAUAUUAUUCAAGCAAAUGCUCUACCUCGAGCAAACGUCUUUGUAUCUAUGUAUGUAUCUCCGAAUAUCCGUAGGUUUAGUAUUCCCAUAAAGGAGCCGAGCAAUUAUGUGCGUGCCUCAGGCUAUCUGCCCACGACCAAAUAACUUGUCAGAAAAGAAGCUCACAUGGGGAUCGUACGUUGAAAUAUGCGUUUAAUUUUUAAAAUGGAUAACCCCAGUCACCUUCAAAACAGAACACUGGAACAGAUACAACCGCCCCAUAAUACAGGUGACUUAUGUGUUGCAUUACAAGGAUUUUAGGGCUUAGCGUACAAUUGGUGCUAAGUUAAGGCAUAAAACGUAGAUUUGGGUUAACCUUAGGUGUCCAUCUUGGACUCUAGAGCAAGACGAUGUUGAUUAUUAGACUUCCUAUUAUCGUGUCUCGACGAUUCUGAUGAUUUUUUAACGCAUAAAAUUUCCUCAUUCCCAAUGAAUAUGUCUGUAGGCAAAAUUAUAAUCUUCAAGUUAACGAUAAGGAUCAAGCGUGUUUGUUAAAUUAUCAUAGACAACCAGUUAAUGCGAAGAUAUUUAUCUAAGUUUGUAGAAGGUGCUCUUUUUAGAUGGGUUUUAAAGCAAAGUCCGCAUGUUUCGAUACGGAACUUUGUUCAAAAUUAUGACGCCUACAUUUGUCAUUGCUGCAAUUACAUUUCGAACAGUAUUUUGCAUUUUAAAGCAUAUUCGAGACCAGCACUUCUGAUAUCUUUUUAUUGUGUUGAAUUUCCUUCACUCUAGUCUUUAGUUAUAUAUAUAAAAAUGGAAGGGUUUUUUUGUGUUAUAUGUUAUCUUCGAAAGUACUGCAUCGAUUGCGCUGAAACUUUGAUACAACACAGCCAGCGCAUAGGGCUAGGUUAUUGUCUGUUCAAUUUUGUAAUUAUGCCGAUGGUAUGCCUGUGAUGGGUAAAAAACCGGAUUUCGAACAGUAUUUUGCAUUUUAAAAUAUACUCGAGACCGACACUUAUGAUAUCUGCUUUACUGUGUUGAAUUCCCUUUUCUUAGCCUCUAUUAUUAAUUCAAAAUGUGAAAUGGAGUCGAAUACCUGAUUGCCAGUUUUUUUGAUUAUGGAAAUCUUGCCAGGUGAUGCACAUUCCCGUUCUCUCCUAGGUGGCUAUUCCUGUUGUCGUCGACCACUCCGAUGACGAGCAGGUUGAGAGUCUCUUUUCACGUAUUCGCGACGAGCAAAAUGGUCGCCUAGAUGUCCUCGUAAACAAUGCCUUCUCCGCAAUCAGCUACAUCACCUCUCACACCGGCAAGGGUUACUGGGAGCUGGAGGCAGGUGAUUCAGCCUCAACGGCCUGGGACAUUGUGAACCGGGUGGGUCUACGAAACCACUACAUCUGUGCCACCCUGGCCACACGCAUGAUGUUGGAAUGUCGUGGAGAGCUGACCACCGAAGACGGCGACCAUGAAAAGGAGCCCAGCGGCAGUGCGAAAGAUUCAAAAUCGAACGGUGGCAACCUGCCCCCCGGUCUCAUCGUCAAUAUUUCCUCCCUCGGCGGUCUGCAUUAUUAUGCGAACGUCCCGUAUGGUGUUGGUAUGCCUGAGUCCUUGUUUUCUGCUCAUAAAACUUCCGUCUCGCGGUUGUCAUCAACUCACUGUCCUAGUGCGCUUUUGAUGAUUUACACUGCUCUUGUACAAAAUGGGACAUUCUCACAGUACUCCACAAAUUUCAGGGGAAUUCUUUUAAAAAAAACAGCGAAUUCACCCAUGCUAAGUGCCUUAUGCACUGGUGAGAGAAUUGCAAAAAUUGGUUUUGCCUUUAAAUAUACAUGAGUUAUUAGUCUUUUAAAUUCCGGAAUCUAAUGCGUAAGAAAUGUGAGCAUCUGGACCACUACGUGCGUUUAAUAGGGGAAAAUUAUAUACUACUUCAGUACUAUGUACUGCGAGGUGUAGUUGGAAAACUUCUCUGCCAAAUCUACCGAUUUAUGAUGUAUUAAGUGGUCAUAAUCUGUGUCCCCAUGCUAAUCGUAACUGCUGUCCGCUUUGAUGCGUAUUUUCUUUUUUGAAUUAUCUCCUUAUAGUUCGCGUUCUCCUAAAUGAAAAUCUAGCAUGUACAACUAUGGGACAGGUUUUACCAGUACAAACUUGACCUUGCUGUUUUUGGAGAAAUAGAACACCGAACGGACAUGGAAUCAUAUGACUUUUUUCGAGAUUGCCUCUGGGUAAAUCUCAAUCAAAGUAAUAAAAAUCGGAGUUUAUUAAUACAUGAGACCGAAUAUAUACGAGCAGUUAUAUGCGAAGAUCCAUUUAAAGUAAACUCCAGAGAUGCUUAAGUGACUUGCAAUUGCGUAAUUAUUUACCGUGCUAACAGCACAGGUAUCAGCUAAAAGCCCAUACACGCGUGUUUCGCUGAUCUUGUGCUGCUUGCCGGUCCAAAGUUUGAUGUGAAUAUUUGAACUGAAGUCCAUCAGCUACUGUCGAAUAACCGCUUAAUAUUCACAGACCGAUAACAGGCAGCCGUAGUAUAGAACUGUGCAAUGAUUUGUCGUACUAACAACACAGGUAUUAGCUAAAAGCCCAGACACGCGUGUUUUGCUGAUCUUGUGCCACUUGCCGACGCAGCCGCGAGGGGUUCGGCUCGUUAAUGCGUCCCCCAGCUUUCGACGUGAGUUUUAUGAUGCAUGAACUCCCGUUUUAACUUAUCUUGUUUAAUCUCCGAGGAAAUUAAUGGUCAAACUUGGAGCAAGUCUUUCGAAACAGACUCUUUUAGGCACGGUCCGACAUUUGAUAUGAUUAUUUGAGCUGAAAUCUAUCAUUUUAUUGCGGAAUAACCGCGUAAUAUUCACAAACCACCAACAGUCAGCCAGUAGUAUAGAACUGCAUAAUUAUUUACCGUACUAAAAACAUAGGUACUAGCUGAAAUCCCAGACACGCGUGCUUCGCCGAUCUUGUGCCGCCGUCUGACGCAGCUGCGAACCGCUCGCGUGUCAGCGUAGCCGCUCGCCAUUUGUUUGUCAAGUGGCCUGUCAGGACUCCUUGAUGUAACUUCGAUUUUUCGCUGUGGAUGAGAAUUAGAUUAGAUCGUCUACGAUAUGUACUUGUGCGUGCUCGACCUUGUGCUUCUACUUGCGGAUGUUCUCCAUGUGUGUGACUGAAUAAAAAGGCAUAAGUAGAUCCGAAACUACUGUCUUCUCUCCUCUUCAUCCAUCAGAGUCGACCACUGACUGGGAUUGCCAUCUUCCAAUGUUUUGCUGGUGCAACGGCGCUUUUUUAUUUUUUCAGGCAAGGCGGCGGUAGAUCGUAUGGCUGCCGAUAUGGCCCAUGAACUUCGUGAGAAAAAUAAAAAUAUCGCAGUGAUUUCCCUUUGGCCUGGCUUCGUCAAAACAGAAAAAAUUCUCCACUCUGUGAAGGAGGCCAACUUUAAAACUGCAGACUUAGAAAAAUGGGGUAGGUCUUCCCUUCCUCCUGCUCCACUCACUCCCACUUCCUCAGCCAUAUAUACUACUCUCCUGAUUAUUGCUGUUUCAAAACCAUCAGCUGUGUUACAUUUUAGAAUGUUCGUAUGGCCUUUAGCAAUUCCACUUAUCUAGGCCGUUGACUAGGUACUAAACAGUUGAAUGUACACUAUUCCUGUCCAAUUUGUAUUGUUUCUUUCAACAGAAACCAAAUUGACCGAAACUGGUGAUGCUUGUAGAAUGACCCCCAUUGAUAACAGGCUUUUCGGUAGCAUAGAUAAGUCCAGUUGACAAAAUUAUUAGUGAUGCGUUUUUAUCAACAGAAGCUUCUGAGACUGAUAUGACCAUUUCGGGUCAAUGUUACUUUACGCCCGAAAUAAUGCAAAAUGGACAUUAAAUCAAACCCUCUGCAUUUGAGUCAUUGACCUAUAUUUCGUCGACAAAAGUCGGCUUCCUUAUUCCAUCUUCCAAUCGGAGGAUAUUACUGAACGCCACUAGACCAUUAUUGAUUUCAGAAAACUCUAAUUUAAUGCCCAUGGGAUAGGUACCUUCCUGUAUGCGAUCUAGGUGCAGAGGCUUCAAAGAUGGGGCAUGUGCAAGGCUGUGGUUCUGAUAAAAACACUCAAAAUCCCGUCUCCGGUCCUUCUGCCUUUUACACUACAUCCGUUCAGAAUAUCCAAUUUAAGGUCUUCUUUUCUCUUUGAAGCCCUUACUACACAAAACUCUUCCAUUGAAAUCUGGUCUGGCCUGAUUUAGAAGAGCACAGGGUUGUUGGUAAACCAUAGAAAAUGAAUGUGGACCAUUCUCCGACUGUACUUUCACCAAUCGUCUCGCUGUCUGUUUAAACCCGCUGCCAUCAUGGCGCCGAAGCGAAAGGCGUGGGCUGAAAACAUCUCAGGCUCGUACGCAGACUCUUUGGACGUUAAAUGGGGCCCUCCACUCAGAGUUGACACAUUGAGAACAAAUGUAAACAACCUGCUGAUCGUAGACGUCGAUGAGCAUCUCAAUACCACUUAGACCCUCUGCUUCCAUUAACCUCCGACCAGCGCUUCAUCCCUGCAUUCUUUCCACCCAUCUCCAGCUCGUUUGAAAGUUGAUCACUAUGCCUAAUAUUCUUAAGCAAGAAAACGCGCGGACAGCGCCUAGGUCCUCUUUGAUUGACGGCUGUUAGUUGUCAGUUUCAUCUGUCUCGGGAUCCAUUUCCUGGCAGUUUCAAAUAUCGCCAUCAGGUUGCCCACACAUUGAUACAUGUGGAGGUAAGGCUUCAAUAAAAGCGAGGACGCUAGACUUCUGCCACGUUGCAUGUGGAAGCGUAUCAGUUGCCGGCGUGUCAGCGUUGUCAAUGAACUCAUCGGUCGGUACUCACCCUGAAUAUGUCUGACAUUUCUUAUCCUGCAGUUACAAGUGCUGGGCUGGGCGAUGAGAGGCGACUGAACAUCUGGGGUUUCUUGAGCACGUGAGUUUGUGGAUUAUCAUUAGAGUGAAAUCUAUAGACUGCCCUUCAAAUGGGGCAGUCAUAUGUUGUUGGUGCAAUAUUGGUGUGAUUUUUCACUCGAGUUUAAAGUUGUGUGCCUUUUGGCUGCGGUGCUGUCAUGAUGAAUACAUCCGCAUAUUUUGACGUGCCGUACAGACGGUCGACGCCCGAAAACAGUCCAGCUGGGUUCCGAGAAGGUCUGAAAAGACCGGACACGGUUGGCUUCUGCAAUGCCACGAGUUGUACCCUUCCACGCCUAACGAUCUGGUUUACCGAAUCUGGAGAGUUCGAAACAUUCUGUCAUCCAGCAACGGAGACCGUACACGGAAGGUCCUGGAAUCACUUUCUUCCAAACUGCCUCCUGGAACUUGCCUAUUCGUUUCUAUCGGCAUUUCGCUUGGUGUCUUGGCGACUCUGUCCACCCAGGUUGCAGGCUAGCCUUCUGCUCGACAUGUGUGCAUAGCCGACCGUCAUCAUUGCACCGCAUAGUUUUUGUUGCGGACUGGAACAUCUCAAGGUUAUUCAUCCUCCUUCCGAGAGCCCCUGCUCUAAAGCCUGAGAACGUACACUUAACAUUCGCUCAAACACAAAUGCCCUCCCGGGGUAGUGUGACAUACAGAACGUGAGUAGUAGAGGUCGACCCUUAGAGUAAGACAACCCACUCCACUUAUACACGUCAUGCCUUGCGUAAAACGACACACAAGAUAAUAUGGCCAUCACCGAUGACGAGGUCAACCGCCGUCCAGCGAAGUGGACCUGGCAGCCGCGACUUUCGCUGCAUCCGCUUUACACUCUCCUUCCACUACGCCCUGGUCCCAUCAGCGGCCACUGCUCCCGAUGCGCGUACUACUCGAAGAGCUUAAGAUGCAAGACUGAAGAGACCAGUGGAUUUGAGUGCGAUACUGCUCCUGAUUCCUUCCACCUCCUUAUAUUUUUCUUUCUAUGUGCUCUUUUCCCAAACCUUUAUCCGCGCGAAUCUUAGCGGAAACAGUUGCUACCAAGAUUACUGACACGGCAACAAUGAAGCCUGCUUCUUUUCUCUGCCUUUCCUUAGGCGAAUCAACCGAGCUGACGGGAUACGUCAUCGCGCACAUGUUAGCCGAGACGAAGGAAAAGUUGUUGGCACGGUCCGGCCGUGUACUCUUAGUGGCAGACACUGCGCUAGAGAUGGGCAUUCGCGACAUUGACGGCAAGUGGCCCACGAGUCUGCGUUCUGUACCUUACCUCCUGGAGAUUACCGGCCGCACCAACCUCUCCCGUCUGGUGCCUAGUUUUGUGCGUUUGCCAUAUUCGACCUUCAAUCAGCUCGGCUCCAAGUUCUAG
This is a messenger RNA of Spirometra erinaceieuropaei, 8016 nucleotides long. Lineage: Eukaryota; Metazoa; Platyhelminthes; Cestoda; Diphyllobothriidea; Diphyllobothriidae. The record is from the annotation of a GenBank genome assembly.